Pseudocercospora fijiensis CIRAD86 is the source of this 2181-nucleotide messenger RNA. RefSeq lists its product as uncharacterized. Lineage: Eukaryota; Fungi; Ascomycota; Dothideomycetes; Mycosphaerellales; Mycosphaerellaceae. The transcript has a single exon. Gene Ontology annotation, biological process: rRNA processing. Gene Ontology annotation, molecular function: protein binding. The record is from RefSeq and is a predicted model, not a curated record. Bases 1 to 1788 code for a protein of 595 amino acids. Gene Ontology annotation, cellular component: small-subunit processome; Pwp2p-containing subcomplex of 90S preribosome.
AUGGAGGACGAUUCCGAUGUCGAGAUCGUGGUCGACGGCGAAUUGGAGAAGGACGAGACGGAAGAAGAGCUGGCGAGAUUGGUCUUUGGCGACAGCGCUGGAUUCAGAGAGGGGCUGAAAGACGUUGUCGUUGACGAAGAAGAGGUUGAAGAACAAGAAGAAGACGCAAUUGGCCUAGAAGGUCUAGACGAUGCGCAAGUAGGUCUGAGCAUACGACAAUUACUAGGGGCUCUAUUGUUGACACUUGAACAGCUAUUCUUCACCGAUACUGGCGAUAAUACGCUAGCCCCGCCACCCGAUACCGCGUCAGACGACGAAAGCGAAGACGGGACAUUGCGGUCGAAACAGCCACCUGCAUGGGAGGACAGCGAUGAUGAACGAACGUUGGUCUCGCUGGCUUCAGUGUCGCGAUUGCGGAAGUUACGAAGAACCGAAGCUGAAGAUGUAGUCACUGGCAAAGAGUAUGGAAGACGGCUGCGAAAGCAGUUUGAGCUGCUAAAUCCAGCACCAGCGUGGGCGAGGACUGCAUUGCACAAACCCGCAAGGAAGAAGCGACGCACUUCUGAAGCUGCGUCUGAUGAAGAUACGUCGGAAAACGAGAUGGACAUCGAUGAGGACCUGCCCUCGACCGCGCCUCUCUCGCAGUUAUUACAAGAUGCCGAAUCUCUUGUUCGUCAAGCAGGCCCAGGAGCAGGGAAGAAACGAAAGAUUCGACCCGAAGUCGUGGACAUCCAACGGCAGAAGGAUGUGCCUGGUGUGCAGCCAAGUGCCAUCACAUCGCUCUCCUUCCACCCCAACCUGCCGCUUUUGCUCUCCUCCGGACCAUCCUCGACACUCUAUCUGCAUCAGCUAGCACAAUCGCCGCCAGCUCCCACUCCCAAUCCACUUCUGACGAGCUUGCACGUUCGCGGGUCUCAGCUCACAACCACAGCAUUCCACCCGACAGAUUCGCGCAUCUUUCUUUCUGCACGACGACGAUACUUUCAUAUCUGGAAUCUAUCCACUGGCCGCGUAGAGAAGAUCACUCGUGUCUAUGGCCAACAGCACGAGCAGAAAAGCAUGGAAAAUUUCAAGCUUUCGCCAACAGGACGAUACAUGGCACUUCAAGGAUCUACCAGGAAAGGCGGCGGUAUCAUCAACAUUCUUGACGCCUCAACUUUGCAAUGGGUGGCGCAAGCUCGUAUCGAGUCCCGGGGUGGCAUAGCAGAUUUCGCAUGGUGGCGUGAUGGCAGAGGUCUGACUGUCGCGGGCAAAGGCGGCGAAAUCACAGAAUGGGACGUUGCUGAGCAAAAGGUGGUGGCAAGGUGGCAAGAUGAGGGAGCGGUGGGCACGACAACUCUAGCUCUCGGUGGACAACACGAAGUCACUAGAGGUCCCAUCGGCAACGAUCGAUGGAUCGCAGUUGGAAGCAGCUCGGGCAUCGUCAACAUCUACGACAGGCGAGCCUGGCUUGGCAACAACCCCAAAUCCGCGUCAGGAAGCGACGUGCCUCCGCAACCUAAACCCACGCGAACACUCGACCACAUCACAACACCCACAUCUCACUUGGCAUUUUCGCACGAUGGUCAAAUCCUGGCCAUGGCCUCAAAGUGGAAGCGAGAUGCGAUGAGACUGGUCCACCUGCCUAGUUGUACUGUCUUCAAGAAUUGGCCCACAAGCUCGACUCCUCUCGGACGAAUCACCGGCGUUGCAUUUGCAUCUGGCGACACUGGGUCUGGUAGCGAUGCCCACAGUAUACUUGCGGUCGCCAAUGAGCAGGGCAAGAUCAGGCUUUGGGAGAUCAGAUAGCAAGACAGCUGUCGGCAACGUGGACUUUCGCAAACCAACUUUAGUACGCGAAUCUUGCUAAUAAUUUCCAAGAUCGUCUCGCGUGAGCUUUCAUUGUCGCUGGUGUUUUGAAACUUCGCACGACUCUAGCUUCCCUACCAGAUAUGGACCGCACCGGCGAGAACCAUUCGGCUCCGGAAAAGAAAUGGAUUGGUCAUGGCCCUGAGGACAUACUACUUCACAGCUUUUUUAGGGAUAGAGACUUCCUGAGGACGUGAAGGACAUGAGGACAUGAGGACGUGAAGGACAACAAUCCCUAUAAGUACUACCCAACUACCCUUCUACAAUUUUUCCUUCCCUCAUCAAGACUUCUCGAAUGCAUCGAUAGCGCAAUAAGAGACACUGUCAUCGUCC